AUGAAAAUCUCCCGGACAACACCUCUGGCAGUCUUGGGCUCUUCACUCCUUGGUGCUCAUCUGUCCAACGCGUCCAACGUCACCAUCCACUGCGACGACGCAGAUAUCCAGUAUCUCCCGGAAGAAAAAUGGGAAAUAACUACUCAUCCAGCCUCUGAGCAACCUUCUGGCUCGAGUCACUGUGUUCUGGCGUCUAGUCUGCACGAGGAUGCAACAGUGGUCGUAACUUUCACUGGAUCCUCGCUAUAUUACAUUCCUUCCCCUGGCCAUCACGACAACCUCUUUCUCAAGACUCAACUCGACAGUGGUCCGGAAACGCGGAUACACGUCCCUCCUCCGAAUCCCUCCCUCUCACCUGUUCUCCUUGCACACGACCUGUCACCUGAACAACCACAUACCGUCGUCCUUCGUUCCGAACCUCCAGGGCACCUUUCUAUCCAUGAGCUCAUGUAUACAACACUUCAUCCGACGCGCCUGGCACCCCGGGCACCCCAAACGACCGACUCCCUUCCCGACCAGACCGCCCCCAUCCCCCCACCAUCCCAAUCCCCAACUCAGGGUCCCCAGCCUAAACCGAAAGACGAAGUGAAAUCCGCCAACGGCUCCCUAGCAGCCCAAAUCGCCGUACCAGUCGUCAUCUUCGUCUGUCUAGCCUUGAUGGCCGGAUUCUGGUUCGCCCGAAAGCCAGGGCGGUGUUGCUGCCGCGACACCACCACCACCUCUUCACCGGACAAUGACCCUGAAAAGGCGUCUCCCCAACAGGAUGUGGAAGGUAUGCGUACAGAGGGGGUGGUGCCGGACGAGAAAGGGAAGGGGAAGGCACCUGAACGUCCGAGCAGCUACGCGAGGAGCGAGGGCUCGCUCCACCCAUCAUCGACAUCGCCCCGCCUAUCCCUGGUUGACGGCGGCCAAACACAGAAGAAGCGUAUAUCGAAGGACCCUGACGCUUCGUUUUACCGGCGCAGCCGAGACGAGCCUACCAUCAUCGUCAAGUCACUAUCCUCUGCACCUGGGAGUUCAAUCCAAUUGCCAGCGGCGGUGGCAGAGGAUGGUACAUUGGUCCCUCUUCCUCCAUUAUCGAAUCAGCCGCACAACUCCUAUCCAGCUACGCACGCCAAGGCAUGA
Molecule: messenger RNA, 1125 nt
Organism: Coprinopsis cinerea okayama7#130
Lineage: Eukaryota; Fungi; Basidiomycota; Agaricomycetes; Agaricales; Psathyrellaceae
Exons: 3
Coding region: 1-1125 (374 amino acids)
Source: RefSeq, a predicted model, not a curated record